This is a messenger RNA of Microthlaspi erraticum, 912 nucleotides long. The record is from the annotation of a GenBank genome assembly. Lineage: Eukaryota; Viridiplantae; Streptophyta; Magnoliopsida; Brassicales; Brassicaceae.
AUGGAUCUCCGCCGCGCUUCCUCUCCGCCAUGCCUCCUCUCCUCGAUGACUCCUCCUCCGCUCCCGCUCCCUCCGUCUAGACCUCCUGACGUGAAGCCGUUUCUCCUCUGUUCACUCUCCCUCUCCCGUGGUCUCUCGACGGAUCUCAUGGCAUCUCUGAGGACAAGGUGUCCGGAUCUGUCGGUCACGCCGCCGGAGCUGUCAGUGCCAGAGCAUGAGUCGCCCUUCUCGUUCGGGAACCCUCCGGAUCCACCGGAUCCGCCUGAUGUCGGUGGAUCUUUGUCUCUCACCGCCGCUCUGUGGUUUUCUCCACCGUCAUCUCCUCAUCUCGCUCUCCCUCACCGUCCGCCAGAUCUCUCUCUCCGGUUUGCCUUGUCGCCGCUCAGAUCUACGCUUCCAGCGCCGCCAUCGCCGUCGGUUCGUCCUCUCCAUCUGUCUCAGGUUUGCUCGCAUCUCCCAUCAUGUACUUCUCUGAUUCAUUCUGAGAUUAAUGGGAUUUGGGCAACUUUGAUCUUGGAGAGUUCCGAUAUGCUCCCAUCUUUACCGAUUUCUUCGGUUCUUAUCGCCUCUAUGCGAUUCCUUACUGUUAUAUGCAGUCUUGUCCCUAGGUUCACUUUAGUGAUGGAUAUUGUGAAGUCUUUUGUACCAGAUUUGUGGCAAUUUGGUUUGAAUUUUCUGAAUAUGUCUAAUUCAUUUGUCAUCUUGGUUGAUUACUCCUUGAUGGAGUUUAGUUGUCUCCCAAAAUUUCUGCUUGCUUUGAGUGGUAUUAUUUCAGGGAAUUGGAGUUCGAAAGUUUCAAACACUUCGCUUCGAGUAGGCUCAGUAACCUGGUGCUUUGUCACCAUAGAGUUUCAAGCCGUUUCUUUGGUUGCUAAAGUUGCACUAGCUGCAUUUUUUCAACCCCGGGUUUAG